AUGGAUAUUCAGGAACUUCACCCGAACUUCUCGGUCUUCCCAACUUAUUCUCUCAUCCUCCCCCCUUCCCCCACUAGCGAAGGACGCAAGUUCGAGCUGCGUAAUAAGGUCAUUGGCGUCUACGACAAGGGCAAGCCCGGUACUGUGGUCGAGACUGAACAGUCCAUUGUGGACAAGGAAAGCGGCGAGGUGUUCACCAAGGUCCGGAGCAGUGGUUUCCUGGUCGGACAGGGUGGCUGGGGUGGCCCUAAGGGACCCAGCACUGUCAACUACGCUCCGCCCGAAGGCAAGGCUCCCGACGCCACACAUGUCGUUCAGACCACCCAAGAGACCGCUCACCUGUACCGUCUCAACGGUGACUACAACCCUCUUCACGCCACACCGGAGCCCGGCCAAAAGAUGGGCUUUGGUGGUACCAUUAUCCACGGUUUGUUCAGCUGGAACUCUGCCGCACACGGCAUCCUGCGCGAAUUGGGUGGUAGCAACCCUGCCAAUAUGAAGGAGUUCGAGGCUCGCUUUGCCUCGCCUGUCCGUCCCGGUGACAAGCUUACCACUGAGAUUUGGAGAAUGGGCAAUGUUGUAGAUGGCUAUGAGGAGGUUCGCUUUGUCACUAAGAAUGAUAAGGGUCGGGUUGUGUUGAGCAAUGGCCGUUGUCUGUUGAAGAUCACCGGCGUGAAGAGCAAGCUUUGA
Messenger RNA from Penicillium bovifimosum, 690 nucleotides. RefSeq names its product putative peroxisomal dehydratase. The coding region runs from base 1 to 690 and encodes 229 amino acids. The transcript has 4 exons. The record is from RefSeq and is a predicted model, not a curated record. Gene Ontology annotation, cellular component: peroxisome. Lineage: Eukaryota; Fungi; Ascomycota; Eurotiomycetes; Eurotiales; Aspergillaceae.